AUAGGCAUUCGAUAGGGUCGAUAACAAGAGGCAAAUUUAUCGACCAGCCUAAUUCCGGCGCGAAUUUAAAAAUUUCUGUCAUAAUCUAUUUUAUUUUUCAAGAAAUCUCUUUUUUCUAUGUCAAUAUAUUGAAUAUGCCGUCAUCAUCCUUUAUAAGCUCGUUGAAACAGUUUUUUGAUUAGCUAAUUAUUUAUACGAACUGCGAUAAGUAGUGAGCAUGUCAAUGUUUUAUUAUUUUGUAAUUAAAAUCUAAUUACGGCCCACCAGUAAUUGUAUUUUUGGCAACUAGUACUCCAUUAUAAUAAACCACCAUCGCGUAGAGUUGUUAGUACAUCCAGACUACUUGCACCGAUGAAGUACCUCUUGUGGAUUAGCUUCCUUUUCAUUGGGGAAUCACACGGAUACGUGCGCCUCACGAACCUCAAGUGCGAAAGCUAUGACAACACAUUCGUCGUCUUUCCCGAAUGCCGACUAAAAGUGCUUGGCAGGGGAAUUAUCGGGGCCAACAUACACGUAAAGCUUCUGAAACUGCCAAUAAAUAGGAUGGUCAUGAGAUUCAUCACUUACCGGAAGCUCAGCGGAUACCAUCCGUUUCUAUUUAAUGUUUCCGAGGAACUCUGUCGCGCCCUAAAGUAUCCAAAUCGUCUCCGAGUCUUCUACCAUUUCUACACCGCCUUUAUGCCCUUUUCGAAUAUUAAUCAUACAUGUCCCUAUAAUGAUGAUGUUUACAUAAGGAACUGCACCUUGGAUGAUCGUAUGUUUGCCAAGGUUCCAUUGCCGAAGGGUAUCUAUAAGCUAACCCUCGAGAUGGAUGAUGGUGUCAUGAACUGGGCUUCCAUCAUAAACAUAUACUUUGAAAUUGAUGUUGACUAAGGGGAAAACAGAAGCGCAUUCAAU
Drosophila simulans is the source of this 897-nucleotide messenger RNA. RefSeq lists its product as uncharacterized. Bases 352 to 873 code for a protein of 173 amino acids. The transcript has 2 exons. The record is from RefSeq and is a predicted model, not a curated record. NCBI's taxonomy places the organism in Eukaryota, Metazoa, Arthropoda, Insecta, Diptera, Drosophilidae.